AUGAUGUCGCGAGCGAUUUUUGCACUCAUCCUCGCGUCGGUUGCGCUCUUCUUGGCGUGGAGAGAAUCGAAUACGGAGGUGCACGUCGACGGUGAGUACGACGAGGAAUGGAAGCCAGUGUUCGAUUCCUUUAGGAGAAACCUUGAAGAGAAUUGGGAGCGCGGUGGAGCGGCUUUUGUCGUGUAUCGCGACGGUCGAAAAGUCGUCGACAUUUGGGGCGGGUAUGCUGACCGCGAAAGCGAGAGGUUGUGGAAGAACGACACGCUGAGUGUGGCGUUCUCAUGCUCAAAGGCUGUCGGUUCGAUUGUGAUCGCCGAUUUGAUCGACAAAGGCCGCGCGAGUUAUGAUGAUCUCGUCACGAAAUAUUGGCCCGAAUUUGGGAAACACGGCAAAGAGAACGUGACGAUUCGAUGGCUGAUUGGACACAAAGCGGGACUCGCUUAUACGGACCAUCCGAUUACAUUCGAAAUGACUAGGGAUGUGAAGCGUGUCGAGAAGGUUUUCGAGGAUCAGAUUCCGAAUUGGCCGCCAGGCACUGCUCUUGGCUAUCACGCUGUCACCCAUGGAUGGCUCGUGGACGCGCUUGUGAGGAGAUUGGACGACAGGCAUAGAACA
Caenorhabditis bovis is the source of this 615-nucleotide messenger RNA. NCBI's taxonomy places the organism in Eukaryota, Metazoa, Nematoda, Chromadorea, Rhabditida, Rhabditidae. The record is from the annotation of a GenBank genome assembly.